This is a messenger RNA of Emys orbicularis (European pond turtle), 1407 nucleotides long. RefSeq names its product CUGBP Elav-like family member 6 (gene CELF6). Gene Ontology annotation, molecular function: mRNA binding. Lineage: Eukaryota; Metazoa; Chordata; Testudines; Emydidae. The record is from RefSeq and is a predicted model, not a curated record. The transcript has 15 exons. Bases 1 to 1407 code for a protein of 468 amino acids. Gene Ontology annotation, biological process: mRNA splice site recognition; regulation of alternative mRNA splicing, via spliceosome. Gene Ontology annotation, cellular component: ribonucleoprotein complex; cytoplasm; nucleus.
AUGAACGGACUGAGCCCCGGCCCGGCCGGCAUCGCCAUGAAGGACCACGAUGCCAUCAAGCUGUUCGUGGGGCAGAUCCCCCGCAACCUGGAGGAGGGGGACCUCAAGCCCCUCUUCGAGGAGUUCGGCAAGAUCUACGAGCUCACGGUGCUGAAGGACAGGUUCACCGGCAUGCACAAAGGCUGUGCCUUCCUCACGUACUGUGCCCGGGACUCUGCUCUGAAAGCCCAGAGUGCGCUGCAUGAGCAGAAGACGUUACCUGGGAUGAAUCGCCCCAUCCAGGUGAAGCCGGCGGACAGCGAGGGCCGAGGAGGUAGCAGUUGCCUAGGGCAACCCCCGCCUCACAGGAAGCUCUUUGUUGGGAUGCUGGGGAAGCAGCAGAGCGAAGAUGAUGUCAGGCGGCUGUUUGAACCCUUUGGCCAGAUCGAAGAGUGCACCAUCCUCAGAGGGCCCGACGGAGCCAGCAAAGGAUGUGCCUUUGUAAAAUACGGGAGCCAUGGGGAGGCUCAGGCAGCCAUCAACAGCCUGCACGGCAGCCAGACCAUGCCGGGAGCCUCCUCCAGCCUGGUGGUGAAGUUUGCAGACACAGACAAGGAAAGGACUUUAAGGCGGAUGCAUCAGAUGGCAGGACAACUGGGAAUCUUCAACCCGAUGACCAUCCAGUUUGGAGCGUAUGGGGCAUAUACGCAAGCGAUAAUGCAGCAGCAGGCAGCCCUGAUGGCUGCAGCACAAGGGACCUGCCUGAACCCCAUGGCAGCCAUCGCCGCAGCCCAAAUGCAGCAGAUGGCGGCCUUUAACGUCAGCGGACUAGUUGCUGCUCCUAUGACCCCCUCAUCAGGUACAAGCACACCUCCAGGGAUCAGCACAGCGCCCGUCCCCAGCAUAGCCACGCCCAUUGGGGUGAAUGGGUUCAGCCCCCUCCCACCACAGACCAAUGGGCAGCCAGCAUCCGAGACCAUUUACACCAAUGGAAUCCAUCCGUACCCAGCUCAAAGUCCCACUGUGGCAGAUCCCCUCCAACAAGCCUACGCAGGCAUGCAGCACUAUGCAGGUCCAGCAUACCCAGCAGCCUAUGCACCUAUCAGCCAGGCCUUUCCCCAGCAAGCGCCCAUCAUUCCACAGCAGCAGAGAGAAGGUCCCGAAGGAUGUAACCUGUUUAUUUAUCACCUGCCCCAGGAGUUCGGAGAUGCGGAGCUCAUGCAGAUGUUUUUGCCUUUUGGCAAUGUCAUCUCUGCCAAAGUCUUUGUUGAUCGUGCCACCAACCAAAGUAAAUGCUUUGGUUUCGUCAGUUUUGACAAUCCAACUAGUGCUCAGGCAGCCAUUCAGGCCAUGAACGGCUUCCAGAUCGGCAUGAAGAGGCUAAAGGUCCAACUAAAGCGGCCAAAAGAUGCCAACAGACCCUACUGA